Messenger RNA from Psylliodes chrysocephalus, 1995 nucleotides. Lineage: Eukaryota; Metazoa; Arthropoda; Insecta; Coleoptera; Chrysomelidae. The record is from the annotation of a GenBank genome assembly.
UUAAUAAAGUAAAAAUAUAGAGUAAUCUUAUAAAGAACACCACUACGGCUUCACCUAAUCCAUAAUGAUCCAGUUGUGCUUGUGAAUUUGUGCAAAAUGGCAUACAGAGAACACGAAAAUGAAAAUUUCGAGGAAACGAAUCAAUUAAAUGACGAUGAUGGUAUGGAUAUGGACGAUCUGCUGCCACAAGUUGGAGAAUUCGGACUUUAUCAAAAAUUAUUGUUAUGGCUAAUUUGCCUUCCAGCUUGUUUUCCAUGCGGGUUUGGCGCUUUUAACCAAUUAUUUAUGACAGAUGUUCCUGACCAUUGGUGCAAAGUUCCAGAUUUGUGGUUUUUGGAUGGUAAAGAUGUAAAAAACUUAUCAAUACCCUACAACAAUAGCACGUUCUCUAAAUGCUCAAGAUAUGCCGUAAACUGGACAGAAAUUCUGGAUGAUUCCGGUGGAAUACCAGGCGAUGUGGUCGUUGAUAUUUCCUGGCCAACUGAAGGUUGUCUUGACGGUUGGAUAUAUGACAGAAGCAACGUUGUGUCAAGUAUUGUGAUAGAUUUUGAUCUCGUUUGUGAUAAAGACAUCUACCCUACGCUCGGUUUAGUAGCGCUAAAUAUCGGUGGUCCAAUCGGUGUUUAUACUUUUGGACGAUUAAAUGAUACGAUCGGUCGAAAAAAGUCGUUUUUUCUUUGUUUGACAACGUUAUUACUCGGAAGCCUUUUGACUGUAACAGCUCAAAACUUUUGGUGGUGGGCUAGCAGUAGGAUAGUCGUUGGACUGACCAUCCCAGCUAUGUACCAGAUUCCGUUCAUUAUAUCUCUUGAACUCGUGGGUCCAAACUACCGAUCUUUUGUAACGGUAUUGACCUGCAUGUUUUACACAGUUGGUCUGAUGAUGCUAGCAGGAAUUUGCUACUUAGUACAAGAUUGGGUAUUAUUAGGUAUAUGUACCUCUGCUCCAUUCGCCCUUUACUAUUUGUAUUGGUUCUUCUUGCCGGAAAGUCCUAGAUGGUUGCUAGCGAAAGGUCGGUUUGAAGAAGCUUCAAAAAUACUGGAAACUUUAGCUAGGGUGAACAAGAAAGAACUACCAUCAACCUUUAAGCAACAACUCAAGAGGAAAAUUAUGCAUAAGAGAACUAAAAGUGAGGAAGAAGCUCUCAAAAAAAGUCCAGGUUGUUCGGAUUUAUGUGGUACUCCCAAUAUGAGACUAAAAACAACUUUAAUUACACUAAAUUGGUUUGCUAAUGAAACUGUAUACGUAGGUCUAAGCUAUUAUAGUCCUUCGUUAGGCACCAAUGAGUAUCUGAGUUUCUUUUUCUCUGCUGCCGUGGAAAUACCAAGUUAUCUAGGCUGUUGGUUGAUAAUGGACAGAUGGGGUAGAAGAUGGCCAACGUGUAUAUGCAUGCUCCUCUGUGGAAUCUGUUGCUUAGCAACUGUUGCGAUACCGAGUGAUGACGUUAAAACCACGUUAGUCUUAUACUUGGUAUCAAAAUCGGCAAUAUCUGCUUCAUUUUUAAUAAUUUUUCCUUUUGCUGGAGAAUUAUAUCCCACCCAAGUAAGAGGUAUUGGAAUUGGAACAUCUGCAUACAUUGCUGGCUUAGGACUUAUUAUCAUACCUUUUAUCACAUAUUUGGGAUCCGAAAUGUUGAUCCUGCCUUUAAUUAUAAUGGGAAUCAUAUCAAUGAUAGGCGGAAUUUUGGGACUACGGCUCCCAGAAACUCUCCAUUACCGAUUACCACAAACAGUGGAGGAAGGUGAAGAGUUCGGAAAAGAUUUUAGCAUGAAAGAUUGUUUAAGAUGUAUACCAAUAAAACCUAUGUCUUCUAUAGUAAAUUCUUACGAAGAUUUAGAAUUAACACAAGUUCAGUCAAAUGUACCUACUGAAAAAACACCACUGGACAUCGCCUUACAACCAAGAAAAUCUAUAAGAAAAUUAGCGAGACAACAGAGCGUCAUGGACACCCAAAAGGCCUCGGACGGUACAAUGCAAAUGACAUACUGGUUUUAA